AUGCCGUUUAAGAUUGUUUCUACUCAACGAAGGGGCAGAGCAGAACUAUGCACUCUACCUUCCCACUGGGAAAGCACAGCGAAACUGAAAUGGCCCAAAUUUAAUGCCGAUUACCUUUGUAAAAACGAAAAUGCUCAACCUAGUCCGGAUUGGAUUUCAAUGAACUGUACCUUAAAAAGAAAUAAUUUUACAACCUUUGAAGAUGCAGAAGAAGAGUUAUCUAAUAUGACGUUAUGUGUAGACCAUAGUGUGUACAAUACGUCGUCUCUGGAGUUUGCCUCCAGCUCACUAAAAUUUUAA
Molecule: messenger RNA, 300 nt
Organism: Spodoptera exigua (beet armyworm)
Lineage: Eukaryota; Metazoa; Arthropoda; Insecta; Lepidoptera; Noctuidae
Source: the annotation of a GenBank genome assembly